GAAGCAGGCAAGAUAGGUAAGGCUUGUCAGCCAAGUUUGCGUGGGGCCAACCACCAUGAGUGAUCUGAGCUCUCAGAAGGCCAGCGAUGGCACUGUGUCUCGUCUGCUCAACGUGGUCGAAAGUGAGCUUCAGGCAGGGAGGGAAAAAGGCGACCCUACAGAGAAACAACUUCAGAUCAUUCUGGAGGAUGCACCUCUCUGGCAGAGGUUCAAGGAAGUCACUAAUGAAAUGAUCGUGACUAAGAACGGCAGGAGGAUGUUCCCUGUCCUAAAGAUUAGUGUCACCGGGUUGGACCCCAAUGCCAUGUACUCCCUGCUGCUGGACUUUGUCCCAACAGAUGGUCACCGCUGGAAAUACGUCAAUGGGGAGUGGGUGCCUGCAGGCAAGCCGGAGGUCUCCAACCACAGCUGCGUCUACAUCCACCCGGACUCUCCCAACUUUGGGGCCCACUGGAUGAAAGCUCCCAUCUCCUUCAGCAAAGUGAAGCUGACCAACAAGCUCAACGGAGGCGGGCAGAUAAUGUUGAAUUCUCUGCAUAAAUAUGAGCCCCAGGUUCACAUAGUACGUGUUGGCGGUUCCCAUCGAAUGGUGAUGAACUGCUCCUUCCCUGAAACCCAGUUCAUAGCUGUGACAGCCUAUCAGAAUGAGGAGAUAACAGCUCUCAAAAUCAAGUACAACCCUUUUGCCAAAGCCUUCUUGGAUGCCAAGGAAAGAAAUCACCUAAAAGAUGUUCCGGAGGCUAUCUCUGAGAGCAAGCAUGUGACCUAUUCUCACUUGGAGGGCUGGAUCUUUUCCAAUCCAGAUGGAGUGUGCACAGCAGGAAAUGCCAAUUACCAGUAUGUGACUCCCUUGUCUCUGCCUGCUCCCCACUCCCACCAUGGCUGUGAGCAUUAUCCUGGCCUCCGGGGACACCGGCAGGCUCCCUACCCUUCAGCCUAUGUGCAUAGAAACCACUCUCCCACAGUGAAUUUGAUAGAAAGCUCAAGCGACAAUCUGCAAGUUUUCUCGGGACCUGAAAGUUGGACUUCUUUAUCCUCCACACCCCAUGCUAGCAUCCUGUCUGUACCUCACACCAAUGGACCCAUCAAUCCAGGGCCAAGCCCAUACCCGUGCCUGUGGACCAUCAGCAAUAGUGGCGGGGGCCCUGGUGGGCCAGGCCCGGAAGUGCAUGCCAGCUCCCCGGGUACCUUUCUCCUGGGUAACCCAGCUGUGACUUCUCCCUCUGUGCUCUCCACACAAGCACCCACUUCAGCUGGCAUGGAGGUUCUGGGGGAGCCCUCGCUGACCAGCAUUGCUGUAUCCACCUGGACAGCAGUGGCCUCGCAUCCUUUCUCGGGUUGGGGUGGCCUGGGUGGGGGUGGGCGCCAUUCUCCUUCCUCAUUGGACAAUUAGGAUUGAAGAGUGCCAGAAGAGAACCUUUUAUGGUAGGAAUGCUUAGAAACUCCAUGGACUGGAUUCCAGUGUGUCAGAUUGCAGGGUCUCCCCAACAAGUGAGAUGGGGGUGGAUGGGGAAUGGGCAGGGUGGGUUAUACUAGAAGUCCUAUUGGGAAAUGGUUUAAUUUGGAUGAUGCUAAUUACA
Orycteropus afer afer is the source of this 1580-nucleotide messenger RNA. It is a transcript of the gene TBX19, whose product is annotated as T-box transcription factor 19. Gene Ontology annotation, biological process: cell fate specification; heart morphogenesis; mesoderm formation. Gene Ontology annotation, molecular function: DNA-binding transcription factor activity, RNA polymerase II-specific; RNA polymerase II cis-regulatory region sequence-specific DNA binding. Gene Ontology annotation, cellular component: nucleus. The record is from RefSeq and is a predicted model, not a curated record. Lineage: Eukaryota; Metazoa; Chordata; Mammalia; Tubulidentata; Orycteropodidae.